This is a messenger RNA of Echinostoma caproni, 1275 nucleotides long. The record is from the annotation of a GenBank genome assembly. NCBI's taxonomy places the organism in Eukaryota, Metazoa, Platyhelminthes, Trematoda, Plagiorchiida, Echinostomatidae.
AUGCUCUCCUCUCGGGCUCUUAAUCUGCGGCGAUGUAUCGCGAACGUCAUCGGCGUUUCGAAGAGAUGCCUAAACUUGCAGGAGUAUCAAUGCAAAAAGUUGAUGUCGGAUUACGAUGUCAACGUGCAGAGGUUCAUGAUGGUUCGUGAACGCGCUGACAUAGACAAAGUCAAGAGCACUUUCAAGGCUCAAAUUCUCGCCGGAGGUCGUGGAAAAGGUGUUUUUCGUGAUGGAUUCAAAGGUGGUGUUCAUCUCACCAAAGACCCCAAUACCAUGGCCGAGCUGACCCAGAAAAUGCUCGGAAAUUACCUCAAAACGAAACAAACUCCUCCAAACGGUGUUCUUGUAAACAACGUAAUGGUUGCUGAGGCUCUGGAUAUCGAAAGAGAGACUUAUUUGGCCAUACUCAUGGACCGCGAGAACGGUUGUCCAAUUAUCGUAGCAUGCAAACAAGGUGGUAUGGAGAUAGAACAGUUGGCAGAAGAAUGCCCCGACGCUAUUAUCCGCGAGCCGGUUGAUGUCAACACAGGAGUCACAGAAAAACAAUCGGAACGUGUUGCUAAUUUUCUGGGUUUCCAGCCGGGGACCCCUCAGUUCAAAGAGGCCGCCGAACAAAUCCGGCGCCUGUAUAAAAUGUUCACGUCGCUCGAUUGCCUCCAGAUCGAGGUUAAUCCGUUCGGCGAAACUCCAGAUGGGCGAGUGGUGUGUUUUGAUGCGAAGCUCAUGUUCGAUCAGAAUGCGGUAUUUCGACAGCCUGAGGUUUGCCAGAUGGCAGCUGAAGUUGAAGCGGUUGAAGUGGCGGCAGCCGGACCCCAGAGCACAGUCGCUCUUGAAGCCGAAGCGACCAAACUCGGUUUAAACUAUAUUGGUAUGCCUGAAGGCAAUAUUGGUUGCGUUGUAAAUGGAGCCGGUUUGGCUAUGGCGACCAUGGAUCUGAUCAAUUAUCAUGGCGGUAAACCAGCAAACUUCCUUGAUCUGGGUGGAGGUGUAUCCGCCAAGCAGGUAGAAGCUGCUUUUCAACUACUAACGCGUGACCCGCGAGUGGAAUGCAUUCUGGUUAACAUUUUCGGCGGUAUUGUCAACUGCAACACGGUGGCCGAGGGUUUGCUGGCGGCGUUCAAGAAGCAACACGUGAAUGUUCCGGUUGUUGUCCGAUUGGAAGGUACCAACAGCUCUCAGGCUAGAAAGACCUUGGCUGCUGCUAAUAUCGGUCUGAUUCCCGCUGAAACUUUGGACAAGGCUGCUGCGAUGGCUGUCUCAAAGGCCAAGAAAUAG